AUGUCUGGCAUACUGUUGGGAGAUACGCAAUUGGUCGAGAGCAUCAACUCUAUCAUCAAGCUGAUCUCCACACGAUGCGCGAAAAUCGACAUUGCGAGCUUGUCUGCCAGGGUAAUCUUGAAGAAGGCAAGCGCAUUCGCUCGCGCCGGGUCUGCCUUCAGAUCGGCGCAUGACGACACAAUUUCGAAGAGGUGGUCAGCAAUCAAGAGCCGUGCAUUUCCAAUCCUGCAGGACAUGAUUGCUGUUGGUCAAGACUACAAGGUCGCGAUGAACGCCGCAGAUCGUUUCAGGCCGACAGAUACGAUGACCCUGCGGACUUUGCACGCAAGCCUCGGCAACACGAACCUGGCAGCUGCUCUGCCUGAGCUGAAACAGGCACUGGGCACGGUUGCUGGACAACUUCAGUGGCUGUGCAGUAUGCAGGAUGCCAAGUUCAAGUGGGUUGCCAACGCAGUGGUCAAGUGGCACAAGGCAUCAAAAGCAUUCAUGAGCAGCGACGCUGUGGGUAGCCUUUGGUCUGCUGUGGCAUCGACGGUGCUGUAUGUGAAAACGCCGUCUGAGAGCAAUGACUUGCUGGCGUUGCAGGCUGCGUCUCACAGAUCUCACGACCACAUGGUGCUCCUGAAAACCACGCAUGACGGGCGUUUGGAACCUCUUUUGGAUGAGAGAGGCUUGCUGCAGUUCAGUUCAUCGCCGAAUGUUUUCCGGCAGUGUUACGCCACUUGCCAAGACGAAGAAUCUACAAUCUGUUUGAUGGCAAUGCGUGUGCUGUAUCAAGAGAAAGGUUUGCUCGGCUGGUUGGACUCUGCCGAUCAACUGCCGGCGUUGCAAGACGUUGGCGCCGGUGUAGCUGCCCACCGCGACAUUGAUUCAGCGCCGCUCUGGAGACCCUGGAGGCCGUAUAAUCACGCUGCUUUGGCUGGGGAGCGGGACAACAAUUUCAUGCAACUGACUGUGAAACAACGUGCUGGUGAUGAGGAUGCCCCGGACACCUCUAAUGCUGGUGCCGAGGGUGUUCUAGAUGAAGAGGGGCAGAGGCGCGUGCUUGAAAACCAUGAGGAUGUAAAUGCUGGAUAUGGUUUGGGGGACGAUUCCCAAGAGGCAUCGGAAGAGAUGGCGGCUGGCCUUUUCGAAGAUGCAGACGCAGUUGAUUCUGCCAACGCCGCGACCAUUAAAGCAGCUGCUGGAGUGAUGAAAUCUCGCGCUGAUGGCGGCACCAGCAAUGCAGACUUAAGGAAGAUUGAGCAAGCCAGCGAGAUGCUAUCGAAUACGCUCGCGCAGCCAUCUGGUUUGACAGGUGCAGAGCUGGAAGAGGAGGCGUUGCUGCUCCUGAUUCGGCAACAUAAUGCACAGGCUCAGGACGCUGGGGUCAAGCGCACCAGUCAGGACGCAACUGCAGCAUCCAGCAAUCCGAAGCGACUACGCGGAACAGAUUACUCAGACCUCCUGAAGCAGUUCGAAAACAAAAUGGUGUCAUCUGAUGAGGAUGAGGCUGAUGAUUCAGACUUUAUCGAAGAUGCCGAGGACGAUGCCGUUGCCCGUACGUCAGAGUCGGCAGCCACGAUUUCGAAGGUGUCGCUGCCAGCUGAAGCGACACAGGGGCGGCAGCAACAACAACCUCUGCAUCGCCCUUCCACAUAUAAGAAGGCGUACAAGCUGUGGCACGAGGCAUUUGCAGAGACGAUAUCAGCAAUUGAUGACGCCGCUGAACGUGGCAAGCUGCCUAUCGGCCAUGCAGAUGAAAUCAGUGUGCUGGUGCGUCUUCCACAAGGGCAUGACACGGAUCUACAGCUGCAGUGCUACGAAUUGGUUUACGUGAAAUGGGUGAAUGCUGCUGAGCGCGAGGGUCGUCUUGCUCGAGUGGAUGCAGCCAACCGUGUGGUCUGGUCGCCAGCUUCUUUGUUCGGCAGAACCGUGCCGACAGAGGUGUUUGAUUUGGCACGCUACCAGUGCCUGAUCUCUGCCGCAGGCGCGUGUUCCAGGAGGGUCCGAGGAAGUGGUACAGGGGAGCUGCGCGACCAGUUGCCUUCCACGGUCUGUCGCUUCGUGAAUUUCCUUAAGGUCGCCAUCAUGCAUGCGAACGAGGACUGCCCGGAUUGUUGA
This is a messenger RNA of Symbiodinium natans, 2103 nucleotides long. Lineage: Eukaryota; Dinophyceae; Suessiales; Symbiodiniaceae. The record is from the annotation of a GenBank genome assembly.